Molecule: messenger RNA, 2450 nt
Organism: Dreissena polymorpha
Lineage: Eukaryota; Metazoa; Mollusca; Bivalvia; Myida; Dreissenidae
Exons: 3
Coding region: 1717-2310 (197 amino acids)
Source: RefSeq, a predicted model, not a curated record
CGAAUUUUGCCAUGGCGAGUUUAUAGCCACAAACUAGAGUUCAACACGUGAUGAUGUUGAUACCGAUUUUAGCUUGAUGCUAUUAAUAUUAUUUGGAUUAAACUUGUCUGUGAGCAAGCACAAAAUAACACCAGCUGGAAGAUUAAAAGUCAGAUCGGGUCUCUGUACAGAAGAUGUCAAGAAAUAUAUCCUGUCAAUAAUACCCGCAAGGGGAGUUAGACAGUAUAGAUAGAUAGAUAGAUAGAUGUAUGACCUUCUUGAGAAGAAGUUUGCUAAGUUAUUAAUAAUACACCACCAGAAAGCACUAAGCAACUUGCUAAAUGCAUGUGAUAUAUUAAGAGGAUGAAAUGGAACACUGUGCAAAAGCAACUAUUCCUGUCUAUCCCACUUGCAGAUGUAACAAUGCAAGUUGCCAACCAAUAUGGGACUAAUAAAAGCUCAUAUUACAGCUUUAUCAGCUUUACAUAUCUAAAGUGGACAUUGCAUAACCACAUUAUAUAUCAGACAAAGGAUGCAAGUUUCUGAAAUGAUGUUGGAUGAAAGGCAAAGAAUAUCAUAGAAUGUUUUAAAAAGCAUUACAAGUACAUUUGUAUGUACAUGUAUAUGUGCCCACAUACACUUACUAUAGGCCUAUGCAAAGCAAAGAAAUUGCAACAAAAUGGUUGAAAAUUAGGGUUUUUUCGUCACGAAAAAGAAUUUUAAAGUCACUGCUCACAUAAGGUUUCCUGGUCUUCCCCAGAUGGUAUCCAUGUUUUCCCAACAUGGUCAUUUAAAACGCAAAUUUCUGCACAAGAAAUAGUUUUCUGGAGAAACCCUUCUGAGAGGUUAUGGCAGACAUGUGAAACAUUGAUUACACAAAUGUGGACGAGCACCACUCGCGACUCGGCUGAAUUACCCACCCUGGAUACGCAGACGAUAUAAGUACACUUCAACACCGUUAUUUCGAACACCGAUAAUCCGAAGUCACCGUUAUUUCGAAGUAUUUUUCGGGUCCCGAGUUUGGUUCUUCUUUGUUUAAUGUAAAAUUUCAUUGUUAAUCCGAACUUUGUUAAACCGAAAAAAUCGUUAAUUCGAAGUGAUUCAGUCGGUCCCAACACUAUGCUUCGCACCUAAUUAUCAAUCUUUAAUCCGAAGUAAAAACUGCAAAAUACUGAGCGUAAUUUCACACCUUUGUCGUGGCGCGUCAAAAGCCGAUAAUUACACCUUUGUCGUCUACGCGUACGCCGGUGUUCAGAGAGACAUCGCGUAUUAGUUUAAAAAAAUGUUAAUUCAUUUCCGAAAAUGUAUUCAUAUGUAUGUAUGUCUGAUCAUUUGUGAUAUUCGUUAUAUUUUAUAUGUUGUGUAAUUAGACAAAAAUAGAAACAAGAAAAAAAAAUCGUUUAUUCCUCCGUUUGUUACAAGUGGAAAUCUAUUGCUAUCUGACUAGUUAACGCUUUUCAGUAAGCGUGUAACCAAACCAUGCGAAUUCCACAACGUUUUUUUUUACAGAAUCAAAAAAGUCUUCGGUCAAAUGUUUAUUUCGAAUAAUCGUUAAUCCGAAGUUUUAACUUUAACUACUGCUGCAUGAUAUCGACGUGAACGUUAACUUCGAAGAGCAAAUGAUUGGAGGAAUUUGUGCAACACGUGGAAACUCGUAUUUUCUCGUCAACGAAGUUUCCACAUCACUGGAUUUAUUUUAUUCGCUCUGAGCAAUAGAAUUUAUUAUCAACAGCUAAGAUGGAGACAAGAACAUGUAGCCAGAUUGGGGGAGAUCUUAUUCCCGAAGGAAGCAGAGUUGUUUUCGACUGGGACAACACCCUUAAAGUAUACAAUAAAGAGACACGUACGAUCACGUCGCGAGUUGCCAAGAAAGAUUUGAAGAAUUGGAAAGAAAACCGGAAGUGUGAGUUGUUCGUAAUCAGUGCAAUACAUCCAACGAGACUAAAUUUGGAAACUCUUCUUAUAGAGGUAGAAAAACUCGGCUUGACAGAUAUUUUCAUUAAGGAAACAGAUUCUGCCGAAAUAUAUCCUGGGAAAUACGCGAGAAAGGGGAACGUUAUAAUAUGUGGUUAUGAUAAGGCGGAGGUUUUUCUGGAUAUAUGUAGUCGGCUCGAAACCAGUGAAGUACGAAACGACAACGUCGAAACGGACCCAGGUCAGUACGGCACAGGCGAAGACGAACCGGACGCAGUUCAUGAUGGGCUAGACGAAUCGGUUAGAAUUGAUGGCGUGGAUCAAAAACGGACGGUGCUAUUUUUCGAUGAUGAAGAAGUUAAUAUAUCAAAUUUUAGUGCAAUAGUAGAAGGAAGCAUUUGUUAUCUCGUUAAAUGAACAGAACUGUUGUUCGCGAACGUCCUGAUGUAUAUGUUAAAAAGUUAUUAUAAUGGUGCGAUGUUGUAAGACGAUCUAUAUUACCUUAUUAAUCACGAUAUUUUGUUUAGAUUUUAAUAUUGAAUAAUCCCUCCAUAGUA